ACCACCACCAUCACAGAGACACCAGCUCCACGCGCCGAGAACGCCGCUCCAGCCGUGGACCUGACGGAGAGCACUCCGCCAUCAUCUCCCCCAGGGCAGGAGAUUAAAGAAGAGCCCAGUCUCCUCACCAGCCAGCAGAGAGCUGCCCGCAACGCGGAGGUAGCUCUGGAGAGCAUCCUCUUCCCGGAAGGAAUUCCGGUAGAGUUGGAGGACAUGGUUCUCCCUGACCACGACGACGACGGCGCCCAGGACCCGCCGCAGCGAGGACCCCUGUCUCCAGUCGUCGUGCUCGAGAGGCUGCCUCGACCAGAGGGACCGCAGUCCCAACCGGCCAGAGAGGCCCCCAUUUACCUCCAGGACUACUGGGACCCUGCACAUCCGACUGUGGAGAUCGGAUCCAGCUCCGCGAGCUCCAGUUCAUCCAGCUCGUCGAGCUGCAGCAGUUGCAGCCGCUGCUCUUCGAAGUCCGGGAACUCCACCAUCCGCAGUCCAGGACCAGCCGGAGACCCAGCCACCCCGCGACCAAGCGAGGGGGAGGGUCCGGACAGCACACCGGCACCCAGUAUCCAGAGCGCGGCCACCGAGUUCAUUGACCUCGGACCCCUCGAGGAACUCUCGCUGCCCAGCACAGUGCCCGCAGCAGAGUCACCGCCUCCAGCUCUCUCUCAUCCCGAGAAUGAGCUGGCCACACCACAUCCGCCGCCCACGGAUCCAAGGGCCGGCGAGAAAACGCCACCGCAUCCGCUCCUCACACCUGCCGGAGGAAGAACGGCCGGACCCUCCAGCAAGCCAGCUGAGACAUCCACGGCGAAACCACCACCUGUUUCGACCACCUCCAGCGCUCGCCCUCGGCCGGUCCCGCGAUCACCACCACGCCUCCAUGAUCGACGUGCUGAGAAGUAUUGGGCUCCCUUUGAAAGGGCCCCCAUCCGUUCGGCUGCUGCCGGACCGGCUUAUCCGUUCCCCCGUGAGGAGGAACGUAGGCCUCGUCAGGAAGACGAACCUCCAGAAGAUUCGGGGCUCCGUUUCUUCUGGCAACCGCCAGCGACAGCACCCACCAGCCGCAGAGCCGACUACGCGCCUGAGCAGUACGGGUAUUACACCUCGGCGGCCGCUAGCGCACCGCCCCGACCAGCUCUUGGGCGCGGGGCGAACGCCCGUUUCGGACCUCCUCCACCAAGUCAGGCAACCCGCUGGUCCAGAGAGACCAUCGAGGCUCUCCGAGGGAUCCUGGACCAAGCCCAGCGCAGCCAGCAGCAGAGUCCGGAGCGCAGGUACCCUCCCCGAUAA
This is a messenger RNA of Fopius arisanus, 1290 nucleotides long. RefSeq names its product vegetative cell wall protein gp1-like. The annotation marks the transcript as partial. NCBI's taxonomy places the organism in Eukaryota, Metazoa, Arthropoda, Insecta, Hymenoptera, Braconidae. The transcript has 3 exons. The record is from RefSeq and is a predicted model, not a curated record.